This is a messenger RNA of Girardinichthys multiradiatus, 621 nucleotides long. Its product is annotated as fatty acid-binding protein, heart-like. Gene Ontology annotation, cellular component: nucleus; cytosol. The transcript is spliced from 4 exons. Gene Ontology annotation, molecular function: fatty acid binding. Gene Ontology annotation, biological process: fatty acid transport. Bases 66 to 470 code for a protein of 134 amino acids. Lineage: Eukaryota; Metazoa; Chordata; Actinopteri; Cyprinodontiformes; Goodeidae. The record is from RefSeq and is a predicted model, not a curated record.
AGAGGCGUCAGUCUAUAAUUAAUCAAGAGGUUCUAGGUUGGGAUCUAGCACCAAAGAUUGCAACAAUGGUUGAGCAGUUUGUCGGAACAUGGAAGAUGAUUUCCAGCGAGAACUUUGAUGAACUUAUGAAGAAAUUUGGUUUGGGAGCAGCCGAACGGCAGCUGGCAAACCAGAACAGACCCAGCUUCACAUUGAGCGUGGACGAUCAGGGGAUGAUUUGCAUGAACUCUCUGAACAUCUUCAAUGCCCCUGAACUCAAGUUCAAGCUGAAUGAAUCUGUUGUUCAGAUGACAGCGAACAAUAGGCAGACGACGACUGUGCUGACCCUGGAAAAUGGAAAGCUUAUUCAGAAACACACUGGGGAUGAUGGAGACUUUAUUGUAGAGCGGGAGAUCUCAGAUGGGCAACUGAUCGUGAGAUCUACACUGGGAAAUGUGGUGGCAGUGAGGACCUAUGAAAAAGAGGCAUAAAGGUGCUCCAUCAUGACAGGCACAGCUGGAUUUAUCAGUCUAUUCCCAGAAUGAUAUGUUAUGCUCCUACUCUUGUUGUUAACUUGAAAUCCUACUGAGUUUUGUUUGGAAUGGCUGUGGCGCUGAUUAAAUAAAAAAUAAUGUUGCAACA